AUGGACAGAAAUAUAGCAGUUCAAUUUGGAUGGAGAGAGCAACACACGACUGCAGUAGUAGGAGAUGUCCUGUACUGCUGGGGAGGGUACCAGAAAGGAUUAGAUGCGUCGCACGAUUCUCCUACCAAGAGAAAGUGUACUUCUGCUAUUGAUGCGUUUAACUUAUUGUCUGGUGUUUGGUCCUCUCAACCUACUAGAGGUACUCCUCCAUUGGGAAUCAGAGGAGUCUCCUGUACCACCAUUAAUAAUAAUAUUUAUUAUUUUGGUGGUUAUUGUGGCCAUGGAAGUUGCUACCAUAACAGUUUGAACUAUUUAGACACUUUAACUCUUCAUUGGAAAGAAUUGCAACCAACUAGCAACUAUUCUGUAACUAAGAGAGGCUUUGGUGGCAUGAUAGCAAUGGAAAGUGAAGGUAAACCUCAACAAUUACUGGUUAUCGGUGGACUGGCUCCUAAAUUAACUACUACACAGCGUCACUAUCAGUUUAGAUACAAGAAUAUACCUGGUCUUGAUGAUCGUCUUAGCACUAAUGAACAGAAUAUCUACAACCUUUCCAGUCGUAAGUGA
Molecule: messenger RNA, 567 nt
Organism: Amphimedon queenslandica
Lineage: Eukaryota; Metazoa; Porifera; Demospongiae; Haplosclerida; Niphatidae
Product: rab9 effector protein with kelch motifs-like
Exons: 1
Coding region: 1-567 (188 amino acids)
Molecular function (GO): protein binding
Source: RefSeq, a predicted model, not a curated record